AUGCUCUGGCGCCGUCUCAGUGCGCUCACCACCGCCGCCCUCGCCCUCUCCGAAUCGCGCGCCGGGGCCGCGCCAGCCGGGUUCCCGAGCUCGGGAAACGGCCUGUGGUUCACGACGCCCGGCGUCGCCUGGGGCCGCGAAUGGCUCCCCGUCGGAAACGGGUACCUAGCCGCGAUGGUCAACGGCGGUGUCGCACAGGAAGCCGUCCAGCUGAACAUAGAGUCGCUCUGGUCGGGCGGACCCUUCGCCGAUCCCACGUAUAACGGCGGGAACGACUUCCCGAACGACACCGCCGAGCUGUCCCAAUGGAUGCAGACCUACCGGCAAGAGAUCAUGCAGUCGCCCACGGGCACCAUCCAAGAAAUCAGCGAACUGCAGACCGACGCAGGCGCAUACGGGUCUUACGCCGGCGCCGGCUACCUCCUCGCGACGCUCGACCUUCCCUCCGCCGCCUACACCGAUUACGCGCGCUGGCUCGACAUGGACGCCGGCGUCGCGCACAGCACCUUCACCGUGAACGGCACGGCGUUCUCCCGGCAGACGUUCUGCUCGCACCCCGCCCGCGCGUGCGUGCAACACCUCUCCGCCUCCUCCACAUCGAAGAAGACGAAAGCGGCGCUCCCGACCUUGACGCUCGCGUGGUCGAACUACUCCGAGAGCGACGUGCCGCUCCUGCCGAACGUGACGUGCGAGGACGACGGCACGCUGCGCGUGCGCGGGCUCGUGAGCGCGCCGGGGAUGCUCUACGAGCUGCUCGUCCGCGUCCAAACCGCCGGCGGCUCCAACCCCACCGUCAGCUGCUCGUCCGUCCCCCCAGGCCCGGGCCAGAACGCGACGAUCACCGUGCACGGCGCCUCCGAGGCGUGGUUCACCUGGGUCGGCGGCACGAAUUACGACUUUUCCGCGGGCGACGCCGCACACGGCUUCUCCUUCGCCGGCGCGGACCCGCACCCCGCCCUCCUCGCCCUCCUCCCCUCCCCUUCCUCCUCCUCCUCCUCCUCUCCCUCCUCCUCCUUCUCGUCCGCGCUGAACACGCACACGGCCGACUUCGCCGGCUCCAUCUCCAAGUUCGCGCUCCGCCUGGGCGCGGGGUGGGGCGCGUCGGACCUGGGCACGCCGACGGACGAGCUGCGCGCGGCGUACGCGGUGGACGCGGGGAACCCGUACCUCGAGUGGCUCGCGUUCAACCUGGGGCGGUACAUGCUCCUGUCGAGCGCCCGCGGGUCGUUGCCCGCCAACCUCCAGGGAAAAUGGGCGAACGGGUACGCGAGCGCCUGGUCGGCCGACGCGAAUAUCAACGUGCAGAUGAACUACUGGGCGGCGGAGAUGACCAACCUAGACGUGACCCAGAGCCUGUGGGACUACAUGGAGAAAACGUGGGCUCCGCGCGGGGCGUACACGGCCAACGUGCUGUACAACCUGACCGGAUGGGUCACUCACAACGAGAUGAACAUCUUUGGGCAUACCGGGAUGAAGGCCGGCGGCACGGGCAGCGCGCAGUGGGCGAAUUACCCAGGUGAGCGGAUGCUCCACGUUUGGGACCACUUCGACUACACGCACGACGUGGCCUGGUUCCGGAGCCAGGGCUACCCGCUCCUGAAGGGCGUCGCGCGGUUCCACCUCGGCAAGCUCAUUCCGGACGCGCACUUCAACGACUCGACGCUCGUCGUCGCGCCCUGCAAUUCGCCCGAGCAGCUGCCCAUCACCCUCGGUUGCGCGCAUUCGCAGCAGCUCAUUUGGAUGUUGCUCAACGCGAUCGAGAAGGGGUGGCCCGCGUCCGGUGACACGGACGCCGCCUUCCUCGCCGAGGUCAAGGCGAAGAAGGCGCAGAUGGACAAGGGCGUCCACGUCGGGUCCUGGGGCCAGCUCCAAGAGUGGAAGGUCGACAUGGACUCGCCGACGGAUACCCACCGCCACCUCUCGCACCUGAUCGGACUCUACCCGGGCUACGCCGUCGCGUCCUACGCCGACCAGGCGAACUACACGAAGGACGAGGUGAUCGCCGCCGCGACGACGUCGCUCAUCCAUCGCGGGAACGGCACGGGCCCGGACGCGGACGCGGGCUGGGAGAAGGUCUGGCGCGCCGCGGCGUGGGCACAGCUCGGCAACGCGACCGGGUUUUAUCACGAGCUGACGUACGCGCUUUCGGAGGACUUUGGGCCGAACCUGUUCAGCCUGUACGAUCCCGCCGACCCCGACCCGAUCUUCCAGAUCGACGCCAACCUCGGCUACCCCGCCGCCGUACUGAAUGCGCUCAUUCAAGCGCCCGACGUUCCGACGGCCAACGCCACCCUCGUCGUCACGCUCCUUCCCGCGCUCCCGAGCGCUUGGCCUACGGGUUCGAUCACUGGCGCCCGCCUCCGCGGCGGGAUCACGUUCGACUUUGCGUGGUCAGGCGGAAAGCUCACCCACGCGAACGUCACGGUGGACGGGGGCGUGACGCCGCGGAACGUGCGGAUCGUGUAUGGGGGAAAGACUCUGAAAUCGUUCAGAACGAGCAGCGGUGCGAAAGUUAAGGUGCUGUGA
Molecule: messenger RNA, 2526 nt
Organism: Punctularia strigosozonata HHB-11173 SS5
Lineage: Eukaryota; Fungi; Basidiomycota; Agaricomycetes; Corticiales; Punctulariaceae
Exons: 13
Coding region: 1-2526 (841 amino acids)
Biological process (GO): carbohydrate metabolic process
Molecular function (GO): alpha-L-fucosidase activity
Source: RefSeq, a predicted model, not a curated record